Molecule: messenger RNA, 1127 nt
Organism: Leopardus geoffroyi (Geoffroy's cat)
Lineage: Eukaryota; Metazoa; Chordata; Mammalia; Carnivora; Felidae
Gene: SPAG7
Product: sperm associated antigen 7
Exons: 6
Coding region: 24-827 (267 amino acids)
Molecular function (GO): nucleic acid binding
Source: RefSeq, a predicted model, not a curated record
GCCCCUUCUCAGUCACUCCCAAGAUGGCGGACCUACUGGGCUCCAUCCUGAGCUCCAUGGAGAAGCCACCCAGCCUCGGGGACCAGGAGUCUCGGCGCAAGGCCCGAGAGCAGGCUGCCCGCCUGAAGAAGCUUCAGGAACAAGAAAAACAACAGAAAGUGGAGUUUCGGAAAAGGAUGGAGAAAGAGGUGUCUGAUUUCAUCCAAGACAGCCGGCAGAUCAAGAAAAAGUUUCAGCCGAUGAACAAGAUCGAGAGGAGCAUCCUACACGAUGUGGUGGAGGUGGCUGGCCUGACGUCCUUCUCCUUCGGGGAAGAUGAUGAGUGUCGCUACGUCAUGAUCUUCAAGAAGGUGAAAGGCCCGAGCUCUGCGCUCCCCUGUCUCGUCUUCGGCCUGUGCCCACCCCCCCCCUCCGGGGGAGAGGCCUGGGGUGCCUGUGGACCCUUGACCCCGGCAUUCCCCUGUCCCCAGGAGUUCGCGCCCUCAGAUGAAGAGCUGGAGUCCUACCGUCGCGGCGAGGAGUGGGACCCCCAGAAAGCCGAGGAGAAGCGCAAGCUGAAGGAGCUGGCCCAGCGGCAGGAGGAGGAGGCAGCCCAGCAGGGCCCCGUGGUGGUGAGCCCCGCCAGCGACUACAAAGACAAGUACAGCCACCUCAUCGGCAAGGGGGCGGCCAAGGACGCGGCCCACAUGCUACAGGCCAACAAGACCUAUGGCUGUGUGCCCGUGGCCAACAAGAGGGACACGCGCUCCAUCGAAGAGGCCAUGAACGAGAUCCGGGCCAAGAAGCGGCUGCGGCAGAGCGGGGAAGAGCUGCCACCGACGUCCUAGGCGCCCCAGCAACCGGGGCGGGCCGGGGACAGGGGGACAGGCUGCUGCUAUUAGGACCCAUCCUGGAGCCCCACCUCCGCACCGCCUCCCGUCCGCGGGCACCGGGCCGGGGAGGCGGGUAUGUGACUUGUCACUGUCCGAGCUCGGACCCUCGAGUGGUGUGUGUGCGCUUGCGCGUGAGUGUGCGAGUGUGAAUGCACAGGUGGGUAUUUAACGUGUAUUAUUCUCCUUUCUCCUCGGAAUUUUCUUCCCCACGGGGGCUGGGAUUACUUUACACUCAGUAAACACUGUUUGACCCAA